Drosophila mauritiana is the source of this 3284-nucleotide messenger RNA. It is a transcript of the gene kar, whose product is annotated as monocarboxylate transporter 10. NCBI's taxonomy places the organism in Eukaryota, Metazoa, Arthropoda, Insecta, Diptera, Drosophilidae. The coding region runs from base 1156 to 2994 and encodes 612 amino acids. Gene Ontology annotation, molecular function: monocarboxylic acid transmembrane transporter activity. Gene Ontology annotation, biological process: transmembrane transport. The transcript has 4 exons. The record is from RefSeq and is a predicted model, not a curated record.
ACUUGGAGUUCAUCCAAACGCCGGCGAUUGCAUAAGGGCCAACCCAUCGACCGGUGUGGUGACCUUCGGUUUUAGGCAGUAACCCCCCUUGGGAUUGAACUGGGUGUCACCCACCGCAGCGUCAUCGAGCGGGCACGUGCAUGGCGUUGAUAGCGCGAACUUCGGCGAUAGCCGCCAAGAACGACAGUGGUUUCAAUUGUAUUUCUUUAUUUUUGCUACAAUUCCGUCGAGCGGUUCGCAUUACAUUGAGUUUUCGCUGUGGCGGCGAUGCGGUUUUUUCGGCUGCCCCGCGGCGGGAAAAAGAAACGUUUGCAGAACGGAACACUGCAGUGAACCGUAGACAGUAGACCGUAGACCCACCUCGAGCUACCGCUCCCCAAACCCCCGGACCACCGAAGUGCACUCGACAAGGGCAUGCAUAAUCGAAAAAUGCGACGAAUUUCAGUUAUCGCUUGUAAUGCAAUCUGUGUUCUGCGCAGCUUUAAAAGUGCAUUACAAUGUUGCUGACCAGAUACUAAGCAGGGAAAUUGGAGGCGGAAUCGAAAGUUAUGUGGCCAUGAUAUCUUUGGAUAUUAAUUUGAACCAGUUAGCCAAUGAAACCAUAGAUAUUUAUGGUUCUUUGUUAACUGAGCUUUGCAAUUUAAUCCAAUUUAAACUUUUCGUUGGCUAACUAAGUGACUAACAUGCCAAAGAACAGAAGGGUAACUUAUUCAAAGAUACAAUUUAAUUUAAUUUAUUUGAUAUAUUCAAAACCAAAAUGCAUCCCCUAUAUCUUUAUACCUUUAUAGCCAUUCCCUCAGCUUAUCUCCAGCUGGAACUGUGAUCUUCCCUAGUAACUCUCCCUUAAGAUCUAGCCUUUGUUCCCCAUUUAGUUGGCCUCUGGUUCGCCGACAAUGUAAACUGCAUUUUCAUUUGUCGGGGGCGCAAAUAGCGAUAAACGUGUCCAAAUAUUUGGCCAGCCAAUUCCGCGUCUGUCGGUGAUUAUUUUCCGGGAUGGGGAAACGCGAGUGGCACUGGUAUCAUUUCGGCAUAUUUGGGUGCAGUGUGGCUGACUGAUACGCGGAGUGCAUCCCACCGAUUCAAUGCACUCAAAACUCAUACAACAUAUGAUAUAUUUGCAGGCAGCAUAUCCCAAUCCAAUCCUAGCUAGCAGCCAUGGCUGAGAAUGAACCACUGAACGACCUGCAAAACCAGGUGAAUGGUCGCAUCCUGCCCGCCGCCAAUGGACACACUGCAUCCGCGACCAACGGAUUGGUGCAUGCGAACGGCAAGGAUGCCCUAAAGCCGUCUGCUCCCGUCCAGAAUGGGAAUGGAAACGCGAACGGGACACACAUCGAGGCGCCCUGCUGUCGGGACAUACACGGCAAGGAGCCACCGGACGGAGGAGCACGCGCCUGGCUGGUCAUGGUGAGCGCCUUCCUCUGCAACGGCAUCAUCUUUGGGUUCAUCAACACCUACGGCGUCAUCCAUUCGCUGCUGACGGAUAGGCUUACGAAGCUCGGCGAUCCGGAGGCGUCCAGCAAAGCGGCUCUGAUUGGCGCCCUGGCCAUCGGCACCACAUUCCUCUUCUCCACAAUGGCUGGCUGCCUGACGGACAAGAUUGGCCUGCGGCUGACCACCUUCGCCGGCGGAGUCCUCUCCGCGGGAGGACUGCUGUUGUCCUCGUUCUGCACGGAGAACAUCGGCGCCCUGUACUUCACCUACGGGAUCAUGUUCGGCCUGGGCGCCGCCCUUGCCUACACGCCCACAUUGGCCAUCCUGGGCCACUACUUCAAGCGCUACCUGGGCAAGGUGAGUGGCUUCGUUACCGCCGGCUCCAGCGUUUUCACUGUGAUACUGCCGCCCUGUCUGGACAAGCUACUGGGUAGCUAUGGUCUGGAGGGAACCCUGCGGAUAAUGAGCCUCGUUUCCGCCUUUAUUAUCCUCUGCUCCUUCGUGUACAAGCCACUGCAUCCGCCACCGGAGCCGCCGAAGAAGAAGCCCGGCAGAUCGCGCAUCAAUCUCUUCCUGCGCUCCAUCAUCAACGUGGAAAUCUGGAAGCGUAAACGCUUCGUCAUCUGGGCACUUUGUGUGCCGCUCGCCUUGUUCGGCUACUUUGUGCCCUAUGUGCACAUGAUGCAGUUCGUGAAAACCACUUUUCCGGGCGAGGAUGUCAACCUGCCGGUCAUGUGUAUCGGCAUCACCUCCGGCAUUGGGCGUCUGAUCUUCGGCGUCAUUGCCGAUAUGCCGGGUGUGAACCGCAUGUACCUGCAACAGCUGUCCUUGGUGUCCAUUGGCCUGGUCACCUUGCUGCUGCCGCUCACCAACUCGUACGUCAUCCUCGUCUCGUUCACCCUGGUCAUGGGUCUCUUCGACGGCUGCUUCAUUUCGUUGCUGGGACCAAUCGCCUACGAGAUAUGUGGCCCCUCGGGCGCCACACAGGCCAUCGGCUUCCUGCUGGGCCUCAGCUCCAUUCCGCUCACAGUGGGUCCACCAGUGGCGGGCAUGAUCUUCGACAGCACGAACUCCUACACAUUGCCGCUCAUCCUCGCCGGACUGCCCCCACUGCUCGGCUCCUCGCUCUUGUUCCUCAUCAAGUGCGUCAAGGAGGAGGAGAACGGGGUCAGUGCGCCGCGAGCGGUGGUAAUGGCCAAUGGAGACAUCGAGAUUGCCGGCAACGGCCAUUAUCGGUCGGCUGGCACCAAGUCCAGUGCACCGCUGAUGGGUGCCACAAAUGGUGUCAAUGGAAGCGCACCCGCGUCCCCAACUAUCCAGAGCAAUGGACACGUGGACAACGGAACUGGUUCGUACCCCGACUCACCUUGGCCUAGCCCCACUCGCAUCUCAGAUUCCGCCGCCUGCGACCAUCCCAGUAGCUCGCUUCACACUAACCCGGGCCACCUGCUGCCCAGCUGCUCGCGCACCGCCCUGCUGAGCGGGCGCUCUGGCUCCAGCAAGUCCCUGCCCCUGGGCGACGAACCCAAGAGGCGUCGCUAUAACUACUCCAUCUACUAACCCACUCACUCACUCACUGCCUAGUUGCUAGCUGCUAGAGCUUCUCUGCUUCGCCUGCCGUACUCUGCCUUUCUGGUGUGGAUCGAGUUUGUAAUCGAAUAGCAUGACUAAGACACACUUCUGUCCACUCCACAUUCCGAGCACCUUGUCUCUAACCCUGCACCUGCAUACCCAGCACACCUAAACCCUAAAACCCAUUCCCAUUCCCAUAGACCCCGAUUGCUUUGUAGAUCGUAAGGCUCAUCGACUUGGAACCGCUGUAAAUAAAUGCCAGCUUAUGUCGCAUACUA